ACCACCGCACUCGGUUUCAGUAGAGAGAACGAGACACGUGAGAGUGGAGCACUUCAACCAGCUCUCGGUUCGGCAAGUGACGAAAAACGACGACGACCGCGACUCUGAGCAGAAUUCUCCAGCUGCUGCCAAAAUUUGAAGGGAAACGACGGGGAGAAAAUUUAGAUUUUUUUAAAGAGAAAAAUUCGUAGAAAAAAAGGGAAAGAAAUUUCUUUGUUUUGAAAAGUGAAAAUCGAUCGCAGUAAGCUUGUUAGUGGUGGGAAGCCAAGUGACAGCCAGUGUGUGACAAUACAGAACAAGGUGAACUUCCGGAAGGUGUCUCUGGAACAGUGAUCUGGAACAUUCCUCCCCCUCACAAGUGAACACAUAAAAUGAAGAGCUUCGCGACCUGUUUGCUGGUGGUCGGGGCCGUGGCCAGCAUCGCCUACGCGUACCCAGCCCGCAAUGACGACAGCAAGAGUGAUCCCUCAAGCGAUGCCGAGUUCAUCGUGGUCCCUCUGGAACAUCAGCGACCCUCGUACAUCAACCGGUACCCGUCGAGCUUUGAAGGCUUCGACGGCGUGCUGGACACGGACGAUUUUGCCCACGCCGGCGGCCAGAGUCCGGUCUUUUUCCCGUCCAUCAAUCCAUUCACGUGGCAGUUUUCGUCUUACCUUGACGAUGUAAUCAAGCGGGUACGUGACCGGUUUGCCGGCUCGUGGAAUCCGUUCUACGGCGGUGGUGACUUUAUCCCCUCUGGACCGGGACUGUUCCCGAUUGAUAUUCCCGACGUGGACACGGCGGACGUGGAGGGUGGACAAACCAACUCGACCUCGACCGUGAAGGUCAUCGACGGCCACAAGGUGAUCAUCAACGACACGUACUACACCAAGAAGACCGACUUUGGCACUUCGGUGUUUAAGGUGCGUGUGAUCGACGUCCAGCCCGCCGACGGAGAGGAAUCUGGCGAGAAGGAUGGCGGAGACAAGUCGGCCACGACCACGGAAAAGUCACUCGAAACUGGCAAUCGCAAUGGGGGAACGGAUGCCGAUGAGGCACCCAAGAAGGACUCGGACGACGAGGACAAGAAGGAACCGACCACGGCGGAAACGCCCAAGCGGGACACCGAGCUGGACUCGAGCGAUGAGGAAGCUUCCCCGGCGGCGGAUGACAGUCUGAACACGAUUGACGACUCCAAGACUAAGGACAUUGACGGUGACAAGAAGGACACGGAGCUCAGCGCCUCUUCCGGCAUCGAAUCUCUCGAAGGAGAAAUCCUGCUAGCGAAGCUAGCCCUCUCCUCACCGGAACUGAGCGAAUCCCUCGAGCGGAACGCCCUCAACAGCGAACUCAACGAGGAUUCCAUCGAAGACUCCGAUGACAUCAUCUCCCCGGACGAGUGGAAGCAGCACCAGGACGACCGAAAGCGGAUCGUAGUCGGAACUCGAUACCCAAUCCGUGACCAAAACCAAAACCAGGAAGUGGACGAAACUUCCGAACCGGAAGUUAUCGACCUAACCGGUGACAUAGCAAUCAACGAAAUGCUAGCCGACAAGUCGAUUCCGUUGCAUCCGGACGUGGAGGUGUUUGCCCCUAACCGACGCCACCCGGUCCAGCAAGAUCCGAUGCAGUCGUUCCCGGCCAUGUUUCCCACCUUCCCCCAGCAACCCUUCCCCGGAGUCAACCGGUUUCCGGGGAUCCCGUUCCCCGGUCAGUUUCCCCAGCAGUUUCCCCAGCGGCCGAUUGGACAGUACCCGGUUCAGUCCUUUCCGGUGUUCCACCCGCAGCAAAAUCCGAUGUUUGGAGGGGGACAAUUUCCGGGAGGUCAGCAGUUUCCGGUUCAGCGACCCGCUAACGUUCCCAUCGGUGGGGGAGUGGGUGGAUUUGGCCAGCAAACGCCGGUUCUCAUGAUGACCUUUCCGCCGGGAUUUCCGGCAAUCUUUAGGGAGGUGAGACCGUAGAAGGGGGAACUGCUGCUGGCAGCAAAAAAAGGAUUUAGACAGUAGUAAUUUAUUGCAAACUAUUUAUUGUGCUAAUUUAUUGAAAACAAUACACCGCUCUAACCUCAACAGAGAUUAACCAAAUGUACCAAAGAUCAGGGAAAAAAUACUCGGAGCGAGACUGAGAUUAAUAAG
Culex quinquefasciatus (southern house mosquito) is the source of this 2114-nucleotide messenger RNA. RefSeq lists its product as uncharacterized. The transcript is spliced from 5 exons. The record is from RefSeq and is a predicted model, not a curated record. Bases 372 to 1940 code for a protein of 522 amino acids. Lineage: Eukaryota; Metazoa; Arthropoda; Insecta; Diptera; Culicidae.